Molecule: messenger RNA, 1966 nt
Organism: Oryza brachyantha (malo sina)
Lineage: Eukaryota; Viridiplantae; Streptophyta; Magnoliopsida; Poales; Poaceae
Product: hsp70-Hsp90 organizing protein-like
Exons: 7
Coding region: 107-1831 (574 amino acids)
Molecular function (GO): Hsp90 protein binding
Source: RefSeq, a predicted model, not a curated record
GUUUCCGUCCAAACACGCCCCAACCGAUUCCGAUCCGACGACCUCGAGCGGCCGCUUCGCUUCCCCGAUCAAUCGGUAGCAGCCGCGCCGCCGCGCGAGAGAGGAGAUGGCCGACGAGGCGAAGGCCAAGGGCAACGCCGCGUUCUCCGCCGGCCGCUUCGAGGAGGCGGCGGCGCACUUCACCGACGCCAUCGCGCUCGCGCCCGACAACCACGUCCUCUACUCAAACCGAUCAGCGGCCUACGCCUCGCUCCACCGCUACCCGGAGGCGCUCGCCGACGCCGACAAGACCGUCGCGAUCCGGCCCGACUGGGCAAAGGGGUAUUCCCGCCUCGGCGCCGCGCGACUCGGCCUCGGCGACGCAGCCGGCGCCGUGGCGGCCUACGAGAAGGGGCUCGCCCUCGAGCCGUCGAACCAGGCCCUCAAGGACGGCCUCGCGCAGGCCCGCCAGGCCCUCCCGCGCCCUGCGUCCGGCGCCGACGCCAUCGCCAAGGUGUUCCAGGGCCCCGAGCUAUGGAGCAGGAUCGCCGCCGAUCCCACCACACGACCCUACCUCGACCAGCCGGAUUUCAUGCAGAUGCUACGCGACGUGCAGCGGAAUCCCAGCAACCUAAACAACUACCUCUCCGAUCCUCGGAUGGUGCAGGUGCUCAGCGUCAUGCUUAACAUCAGGCUACAGAACCAUGACGCGCCUCAGCCGCCGCCACCGCAGUCGACUUCACCACCGACGAAGCAGCAUCAUCAGCCGGAGACGAAAGCGAGGGAACCUGAACCCGAGCCUGAGCCUGAGCCGAUGGAGGUGACAGAGGAGGAGAAGGAGCACAAGGAAAAGAAGGCUGCAGCGCACAAGGAGAAAGAAGCGGGGAACGCCGCUUACAAAAAGAAGGAUUUUGAGACGGCGAUCCAGCACUACACAAAAGCCAUGGAGCUCGACGAUGAGGACAUCUCCUAUCUCACCAACCGGGCUGCCGUUUACCUUGAGAUGGGAAAGUUUGAUGAAUGCAUUAAGGACUGUGACAAGGCUGUUGAGAAGGGAAGGGAACAUCGUGCUGAUUUCAAAAUGAUCUCUAGGGCGCUGACAAGAAAGGGAACUGCUCUUGCUAAGCUUGCUAAGACCUCCAAAGACUAUGAUAUUGCCAUUGAGACUUUCCAAAAGGCUCUGACUGAGCACCGGAACCCGGAUACCCUAAAGAAACUAAAUGAUGCUGAACGAGCAAAGAAGGAGCUUGAGCAACAAGAGUACUAUGACCCAAAAAUAGCUGAUGAGGAGCGAGAGAAAGGUAAUGAAUUCUUCAAGCAGCAGAAAUACCCAGAAGCAGUGAAGCAUUACACUGAAGCUCUCAGGAGGAAUCCCAAGGAUCCAAGGGUAUACAGCAACAGAGCUGCCUGUUAUACCAAGCUGGGGGCCAUGCCUGAAGGUCUCAAAGAUGCUGAAAAAUGCAUUGAACUAGAUCCUACAUUCUCCAAGGGGUACACAAGGAAAGGUGCAAUCCAGUUUUUCAUGAAAGAAUAUGACAGAGCACUGGAAACUUAUCAGGCCGGCUUAAAGCAUGACCCUAACAACCAGGAGUUGCUUGAUGGCGUUCGGAGAUGUGUCGAACAGAUCAACAAGGCUAGCAGAGGUGAACUGAGCCAGGAGGAAUUGAAAGAAAGACAGAACAAGGCUAUGCAGGACCCAGAAAUCCAGAAUAUCCUGACGGACCCUAUCAUGCAGCAGGUGUUGACUGACUUCCAGGAGAAUCCUAAGGCUGCUCAGGCGCACCUCAAGAACCCUGGCGUGAUGCAAAAGAUACAGAAGCUAGUAAGCGCAGGAAUUGUCCAGAUGAAGUAGGCAAGGCUGCGUGAAAGGGGCCCAAGGGAUGGUGUAAUUUGAUUGGUGUGCCUCGAAACUUAAUCCAAAAUUUGUCGUGAAAUUUUGGUACUGGCUGUUACAGAUAUUCGUAAUGACUACGUCUUAUGUUCAGUA